CCCACUUCACACUCUCUCUAUUUCGCUUCCGCUUCAUCUCAGUUAGGGUUUUCGAUUACAUCGAGAUGGCGAAAUCCAGCAGAUCGGCUAACAUUGGGAAAGGGGUUAUUACUCCGACGCAAAUUGCUUUCAUCGUCGAUCGUUACCUCCUCGACAAUCGAUUCUCUAAAACCCGAACACUUUUCAGAUCCGAAGCUUCGUCUCUCCUCUCCAAUUCCCCAGUUUGCGAUGUUCUGAAGAGUUAUUUGACACUUGAGGAUAUUUUGAAAGAUUACGUAUCUCUAAGAGAGCAAAAGGUAACGUUGGAUCAUGAGAAAGUGAUAUUAGAAAAGGAGAAGAAUAGAGUUCAGAAUCUGUUGCAAGGGAUGCAGAAUGUGAUGAACACUUACAACUCCAGCUUGACCUCUCCUCCUCCUCCUCCUCCUCUGGCUUCUCAACAGAAAAGCCACACCAUCUCUUCAGGUUGCACACAGGACAAUACACCCAAUGCUAUGUCAGUAUCUCUGUUGGGUAACAAAAGAGUACGUUGUGGGAACUUUCCCACACCUUCGACCAGUCAUCAGCCUAUAACCGGAAAACGAAAGGGUCAUGAAGCUUCUAUAGGAGCUCCUCCAGUGGCUAAGAAAGCUCGAAUUGCUACGGCACAACCCAACCCAACAGUAAAUGAGACUAAUAGGAUCCCACAAGUUGAUACAGCAGCUAACAAUUUCUCUUCUCAAACUCCAUUGGCGAAAAACUCAUCAGCUAAUAAGUCUAUGACUGGUGCUGUGUCAAGCGUAGCUGAUUCACCGCUUACUACUAAUUCCACAUGCCUUAUGACACCACAAAAACAUGCUUCCUCUGUUACUGGGAUAGAGAUGAUCACUCAAGGUUGGUAUCUUCUGGUCUGUCUCAUUUGCAUGAGAUGA
Molecule: messenger RNA, 908 nt
Organism: Eruca vesicaria subsp. sativa (arugula)
Lineage: Eukaryota; Viridiplantae; Streptophyta; Magnoliopsida; Brassicales; Brassicaceae
Source: the annotation of a GenBank genome assembly